Prorocentrum cordatum is the source of this 394-nucleotide messenger RNA. Lineage: Eukaryota; Dinophyceae; Prorocentrales; Prorocentraceae. The record is from the annotation of a GenBank genome assembly.
AGCUCGUGAUGGUCAACCGUGGCGAGAUCCAGAAGCGCCAGGAGGAGAGGCUGCAGCUCGCCGCGGAGUCCUCCUCCCUCAAGGCGCAGCUCCAGGAGGACAAGGAGAGGCUCCGGAACGACUACCAGGAGUGGGUGGCCCUGGCGAGGCAGCAGGACCAGGCCACAAUACAGGACCUGAAGCUGCGCUACGAGUCCUUGCAGCAGGCGGCCACGUCGCAGGAGCGCGAGGCGAUGCGGCAGAUGCGGGCGGCGGAGGGGGCGCACGUGGCCAGGGCGGACGCGCUCGAGGCCUCCUACGGCGAGAAGAUCAGGCAAGAAGCUGACAGCUACCUGGACUUGAACGAGGAGUUGGCCCAGCUGGAGUCCCAGCUCGAGGACGUGAGGGAGGAGGC